AUGACGGGCCGGAGCCUGAGCCCGAGCCUGGAAGGAGGCCGGGAACUGAACCACAACAACAAGAUGGCACGAUGGCAAGGCAGCAACACACAAAACUCCAAAAGCCCUUUGAUACAGGCUGUUAGGUCCCUGUAUAUCUGGGGUCAGAGCCUGGUCCGCAUUGCCGGCAGCAAGUCGGGUUCGUUCCUGGUGUGUAAUAACCCCUUCGUCGGGAUAAUCUCCAACGCGAUGAGACUGGUUUCAGCCAGCCUUGACCCCUGUGACAUCGUGGCUGAUGAUGAUGUCACUUUCUCAAGCAGACCCCCUUAUCUUGAAGCGUGUGUUACACGUGUGCCAGUGGAGAGCUGUGAGCAGUACACUUCCUGUGGAGACUGUCUGGGGUCGGGAGACCCUCACUGUGGUUGGUGUGUGCUACAUAAUGUAUGUGCGAGGAGGGAUCGCUGCGAGCGAGCAGAGGAGCCUCAGCGUUUCACCACCCGAGUGGAGCAGUGUGUUCAUCUUUCCGUCCAUCCCGAGACCAUCUCAGUAACCAUGUCAGAAGUGCAGUUGGUGCUUCAGGCGCAGAACGUGCCCAGUCUGUCUGCUGGAGUGAACUGCUCCUUCGAAGACUUCGUAGAGACGGAGGCACGCAUCUACAGCGGGCGGAUCUUCUGCCUGUCUCCCACCACAAAAGAUGUUGCACCCUUCACACGUGACCAAGGUAAGCCCAAACACAUGCAAGGAAUAAAAUGCACAUUUGGACAAAGUGAUCAGCGCGUAAUAAGACUGUUUCUGAAGUCCAAAGAGACGGGAAAGAAGUUCGCCAGUGUGUUGUUCAUCUUUUACAACUGCAGCGUCCACCAUUCCUGCCUGUCUUGUGUUAAUGCCAACUUCCCCUGCCACUGGUGCAAAUAUCGCCAUAUGUGCACGCAGGAUGCCAGCGACUGCUCCUUCCAAGAGGGACGAGUCAACACAUCACAGGAGUGUCCACAGAUCCUGCCCUCCACCCAGAUCUAUAUUCCCGCUGGGGUAAUGAGGCCAAUCACUCUGUUGGCCCAGAACUUGCCCCAGCCUCAGUCCGGACAGAGAAACUACGAGUGCAUCUUUCACAUCCAGGAAAACACGCACAGCGUCCCUGCGCUCAGGUUCAACAGCUCGAGCAUACAAUGUCAGAAGACCACGUAUGACUAUGAGGGCAGUGAUAUCAGUGACCUGCCAGUUGACCUCUCCGUGGUGUGGAAUGGAAACUUUGUCAUCGAUAACCCUUUCAACAUACAAGCCCACCUGUACAAGUGCAGAGCGCUGCGGGACAGCUGUGGGAUGUGCUUGAAAGCUGACCCCAGGUUUGAGUGUGGCUGGUGCGUCCAAGACAAGAAGUGCUCCCUGAGGCAGGAGUGCACUGGAGGAGGAAACUCCAACCUGCCAGUGCUGGUGGCUGAAGGUGGAGGAUGGAUGCAUGCUACAUCUGGAACCAGCAGGUGCACUCACCCCAAGAUCACAAAGUUAUACCCUGAGACAGGACCUCGUCAAGGGGGAACCAGGGUGACCAUCUUGGGGGAAAACCUGGGUCUGCAAUUUAGAGACAUUCAGAUGGGUGUCAGGCUGGGGAAGGUGCCCUGUGUGCCUGUUGAGGAAGAGUAUGUUAGCGCUGAACGAAUUGUGUGUCUGCUGAAUGAUGCUACUGGCUACAGAGUUCAAGAAGCUCAGGUGGAGGUGUGUGUGAGAGACUGUGUCAAUGACUAUAGAGCCCUAUCACCACGACCAUUCACCUUUGUGACUCCAUACUUCACCCGUAUCCAGCCAUCUCAGGGACCCAUUUCGGGCGGCACUCGAGUCACCAUUGAAGGAAGCUAUCUUAACGCAGGCAGCUACGUGUCUGUCAGCAUUGGACCACAACUCUGCCACUUUAAAAGGAGAAAUGCACGCGAGAUAGUGUGUGAUACACCAGCUGGACUUGCACCGGGAAGUUCAUCCGUCUUGGUGGACAUUGAUGAUGCUGAGCUCAGGAACCCAGAAGUCAAGUUUAACUACACUGAAGAUCCCACUGUCCUGAAAAUAGAACCUGACUGGAGCAUUGCCAGUGGUGGGACUCCACUGACAGUGAGUGGGACCAACCUCGCCACCAUUAAAGAACCAAAGAUCCGGGCCAAGUAUGGGCAGGCAGAGUCUUUCCAUGGCCAUGCUGAUGCUUUUGCAUGUUGA
Molecule: messenger RNA, 2181 nt
Organism: Nematolebias whitei (Rio pearlfish)
Lineage: Eukaryota; Metazoa; Chordata; Actinopteri; Cyprinodontiformes; Rivulidae
Product: plexin-A1
Exons: 17
Coding region: 1-2181 (726 amino acids)
Biological process (GO): regulation of cell migration; regulation of GTPase activity; negative regulation of cell adhesion
Cellular component (GO): semaphorin receptor complex
Molecular function (GO): semaphorin receptor activity
Source: RefSeq, a predicted model, not a curated record